Eurytemora carolleeae is the source of this 2019-nucleotide messenger RNA. RefSeq lists its product as uncharacterized. Lineage: Eukaryota; Metazoa; Arthropoda; Copepoda; Calanoida; Temoridae. Gene Ontology annotation, molecular function: catalytic activity. The transcript has a single exon. The coding region runs from base 1 to 2019 and encodes 672 amino acids. The record is from RefSeq and is a predicted model, not a curated record.
AUGAAGAUUGGUUUCUGGAAUGUGAACGGGUUGCAAUACACUGUUAAGAAACAAACGGUGGUGGAGGCGUUGGAAACUCAGGAACUAAGCGUCCUUGGUCUGGUGGAAACCUAUAUAAGAGAAGGAAAUCAUGAGGACCUGUCAAUGUUCCGAGGAUACCGGACGAUAACAGUAGAGAGGGGAUAUGGAGAGAAAGCGGGAGGAGGGUUAAUGAUAUUAGUCAAGGAUGGGAUAAAACACUCUUCAUGGAAUCCAGUGUAUCCUGAGACACCAGGGACGGAAAAAGAAAAAUCAUGGAUCAUCCUACACUCAGGAGAGGCAAGGAUUGCUGUAGGGUUUGUUUACAUGGCAGCACAGGUACCCGGGUCAGAAGGAUACAGAACUUGGAAUACAAGUAUGUACCUGAGCUUACAAAAGGACCUGGAGAAACUAAGGACAGAUGGAUAUGAAGCGUAUAUUCUAGGCGACUUCAACGGACAUGUUGGCAACGGUGAAGAUGGUAUUAUUGGGAAUCUGCCUAAUGUAAAUUUUAAUGGUCGUCUGCUCCAAGAUUUUGUGUCUGUUAACACACUAAAGAUGGUGAAUGCGGACCAAGAGCUAACAUCAGGACUCUUCACAAGAUCAGCAGGGGGAUUCUCGACAGUGUUAGACUUUGUACUGGCUACAGGGGGAGCAUCAAGCAGAAUACGUAAACUUCAGAUUGACGAAGAGGGAGAUAUAUUCUCUGGAAGUGACCAUGCUGGUCUGGUGCUCGAAAUAGAGGCAGUGGAGGAUGAACCAAAUGAUGACUUGGAGGAAGGGGAUGAAAUCCGAGUCCCAGGGAAUGCUAUCUUUACGGAGUUCAAAACAUGCCUGGACGAGUUACUUGUCCAACAGACAGAGUAUGAUGAACUAAGCCUAAAUGAGAAAUGUCUUCGGCUACAAGAUAUAAUAAGACAGGCAGGAAUGAAAAUAUUUGGCAAACCAAAACAGAAAGAGAAAAAACGAAUUAAAGUCAAAAUCAGCAAAUCCUUGAGAAAACUUAAGGACAGACAAAAAUGGCUGGAAAAAUCAACUAAGAGAUUAUCAAUAGCUAAAGCAGCUCGUAGAGUGGCAGGAGCUAUCUGGAAUCAGGGUGAGGAACACAAACUCAAUAGGAAGAUGAAUCUACUGCAGGAAGUGUCCGACCAGUGCAAGGCUCAGAGUCUAGAGGACAAGAUGAAGCGCAGAAAUGAAUUAAGGAUGAAGACUAUAUUAAAAUCCAAACAAUUCUGGGCACUGGUGAAAAAAGUGGUGAAACAGAUGUCGGCCUUAAGUGCUGUGGAGGAUGCAGAUGGAAACCUAAUAACUAACAGGAAAUUGAUAGAGGAGGUGGUACUGCUAGAACUAGGGAAAAUCUAUAGAGGACAGAGAUCCAGGAUAUUUGGCUUCAAAGGUGAACAGUUGGUCAGGGCAGCAUAUACAAUGCAUCAUGAAGAUCAGGGAGAAUGGAUCAGAAGAGAUCAUGUGAGCACAAAAUUUGAAGCAGAAGUCUGUGCUCCAGUAUCUGAAAGGUUUAUCCAAAGUAUGGUAAAUAACCACAAGGACAAGAGAGCAACAGGAGUAGACGAGAUACCAACCCUAUUGUACAAGAAUGCAUCAGAACUGUUCAACAGAAAACUCACGGACCUAGUCAAUAUCUGUCUUGAAACAGGAGAAACCCCAGAGUGCUUAAACAUCGGAAAAAUGACUCUAAUAGACAAAAAGGAAGCGUCAUUAAAAAUCUCAAAUAAACGACCGAUUAGAGUAUCCAAUCUGAUGUUAAGUGUAAUUACAAAAACAAUUAACUACAGAAUGCUGAAGGUAUGCGAGAGAGAGAACCUUUUUGGGGAAACUCAAUAUGGAUUUAGACCAGGGAGAUCUACUACAGAUUGUAUCUUUCUCUUGUUGGCUGCAGUGAGAAAGGCAAAGAAGAAAAAAUACAGAAUAUCAGUAGCUUUCUGCGAUCUACAGAAGGCUUACGAUUCGGUUGACAGAGAAACUUUAUAUAAAAAGUUGUAG